Sinocyclocheilus rhinocerous is the source of this 3114-nucleotide messenger RNA. RefSeq names its product MAX network transcriptional repressor b (gene mntb). NCBI's taxonomy places the organism in Eukaryota, Metazoa, Chordata, Actinopteri, Cypriniformes, Cyprinidae. The coding region runs from base 190 to 1932 and encodes 580 amino acids. Gene Ontology annotation, molecular function: DNA-binding transcription factor activity, RNA polymerase II-specific; RNA polymerase II cis-regulatory region sequence-specific DNA binding; protein dimerization activity. The record is from RefSeq and is a predicted model, not a curated record. The transcript has 6 exons. Gene Ontology annotation, biological process: regulation of transcription by RNA polymerase II.
UCUGUUACUCCAAUCGCCAUCUUGUUGCCAGUGAAGUAAUGUGUUUCUGAUGAAUUUCGGGAGCGCCCUGGAUGUCUUAUGACUGUCUUUGGAAGCCAGUGGAUUAUACUGUGAUUUAACCCACCACAUAUAUCUGUACCGGGGGCUUGCAUAAAUUUUUAACGGGAACGUAUUGUAUCGGUGUUCAAAAUGAGUAUCGAUACUCUAUUGGAAGCGGCCAGGUAUUUGGAGUGGCAAGCCCAGCAACAACAGAUUACACGUGUGGAGGAGGAGCGGCGAGAGAAGGCCUUGCUAUCCCGUGAGGCUGAGCAGAAGCUCUCCACCCCUGUUAUCCAGUCUGUCCAAAUUAACCAUGUGACCUGGGUCGACGACAUGCGGCUCGAGCCACACCGCCACCACCAGCACCACCCUCCGGUAGCUGUCAUUCCUAUCCCGGUGGUCCCAGCCAACCCUGCGGCCCCUCCCAUUCAGACUGCUUCGACCCUUCACACAGCCUCCUCAAUGCCAGUGGUCACACCCUUGGCCACAGCCCUGUCCCCACCAGCAGCCCCCCUCCUCAGCCCUAAUGGCAAGGACGCCCAUUCCCCUCCACAGCAGCAGCAGCAGCAACAUCGUCACUUGAUCGCACACAUAAAAGCAGAAGCUACCAUCUUGCCUCCAUCGAAUAACAGUCCCAAGCCGCAGCCACAGCCACAGCUGCAACAGACGCAGGCGCUGCUGCAACCGUAUCCAGCCCCCAUCAUCACAGCCCAGCAUCCACCACAGCAACACGCCCUCUUGCCCCAGCCAGCACUACCCCAACCUCAGCCCGCACCAGCCCAGGGUCAGGCAGGCCAACCGCCCAGGCCUAACGGAGUUGUCGUGGAAGAGCCGGUCAACCUAGAUGGCAAAAGGAGACCUGGAGGGGCUGGAACUCGAGAAGUUCACAACAAGCUGGAAAAGAACAGACGAGCACAUCUGAAAGAAUGUUUUGAGACCCUCAAGAAGAACGUUCCUAAUGUGGAUGAAAAGAAAACUUCCAAUCUGAGUGUCUUGAGGAGUGCUCUCCGCUACAUCCAGACUUUGAAGCGGAAAGAAAAGGAGUACGAGCAUGAGAUGGAGCGCUUGGCACGGGAGAAGAUCGCCACCCAGCAAAGACUCUCCAAGCUGAAGAACGAGUUGAGCCAGUGUAUAGACAUCAUGGAGAUCGACAGGAUACUCCGACAAACUGUCCAACCGGAAGAUGAUCAGGCCUCCACAUCAACAGCAUCAGAGGGUGAAGACAACUUCGACCAAGACGUAGAUGAUGACAUCCUCUCCUCCCCACCCUCGUCUUCUGUGGGCAAACCGUUUGCACCGGCACCAUCAGAGCCCCGCGCUGCCAUGCCUCCACCCUCCAUUCUCGCUACACAUAUCUCCAUACAACACAAACCCACCACACCACCCUCCGCUCCACCCAAUCAACUCCAGCCCACAGUGGUCACCCCUCAAGCCAUCGCCCCUGCGCCCCCUUCCCACCUCGUUUCCCCUCCUCAGCCAACAGUCAUCACCCACGCCUCCGUAUCCCAUGCGUCCGUCAUCCAAGCUGUCAACCACAUCAUCCCAGCUGGGCGUAAACAUCUGGCGCACAUUGCGCCCUCUAGUGGCGGCCAGCCUAUCGGACACAUCACCGUGCAUCCCGUGGCCCACCUCCCCGCGGCCAUUUACCCGCAGUCAGUAGCCGUCUCGCAGCCGGCGAUGGUGGGGCACAUCACACACACAUUGGCGCACCACCCACACUCUCACGCCCAAGUUAACGGCACGCCAGUUACAGGCCAGCAGGCCACCAUGGUGGGAAAGCCAACGGCCGUGGUCGCUCACCAUCACACCGGGCUGGUGGGCCAGACGGUGCUCAAUCCGGUGACUAUGGUAACUGUUCCUCCUUUUCCCGUCAGCACGCUAAAGCUGGCCUGAGAGAAAAGAGAGGACUUCCAUGAAAGGAGGUCUCACAAAGUGAGAGCAAGAGAGACUAAAGAUGAAGAGCUAAUUUCAAAAAAGGACGACUAGUUCUCGUUCAGAAAUUCACUACUGUCGCUCCUACACACCGGGGACCUCAUCAGGAUCGGAGCGCAUCCUCUUUUGCUUGUAGAAGGGGCUUGCGUGUCUUUUAGCGUGUCUAGCGCUGGAAAGAAAUUCAUGUAAUGCACUUGCUUAACUAGAUUCGAAGACAUUGGUCAGUCUUUAGUAAUGUGAGAGUGGAGUGCUAAAACAAAUCAAUUCUUUCUUCCCUUUCCCUCGUAUCCUUUUUUCUGUAUGCAAAUUAUCUCACGCUUUACAUUAAUUCACCAAAAAAAUCUCCACUAAUCAAAAAUGAGUGCUUAAAGCUCAGUACUUUAAGGCAUGCAGGAAAAAAACGUUUACUGUGUGACUAUUUUAGGGGCAUUUAAAACUCGUCAAACGGGGCUUUUGACUAAAAAAAAACAGGUACAUUCAGACUUCAGACAGAUCAGGUUACUCAAAGUGUCUCUGUACUUGCUAGGAAAUGUAAGUGCCUAAGCCCCAAUUCAAGCCCAGUGGCGCCACCUGCUGCCUACGCAAUUUUUGCUGAAUAUGAAGCGCAAGCGUAUUAGAGUGCCAUGUCUUGACCUGCAGUCACAGGCAUCUGUUGGCAAUAAAGAAACUCAAAGUCUUAAAAGUGUCGAGGUGAAUGGGUUGUAAGGAAACUCGACUAAUGUACAAUUCAACAUCUGAGAAAGACAUGAAUUUGAAAGUACAUUAAAGCAUUCAUAACUUACAGCAAGUGCGCAGAUAUUUAACCUAACAAUACUUCGUAAUACUUGAUUAACGUUUCAAAUUAUUAAAAACGUUACGUACGGCGUGUGUCAGGGCGCUGCGGUGUCGGGCAUUUCCGUUUCUUCAAAACAGCAGUUACCAAUGUUCUCGUGCUUGUAGCAACACGAUGAAGAACGUCGAAUGAGGUCUUAGAAAAUACGUUAACGUUAAUCUAUCUUUUUCGUCACGCGCACGUUCAUAGAUGGUGUCUAAGCGCGCGCCCUUCCAAUGUAGCUCGGUGCUGUUGUGUCCAUUUUUCCUUAUUAUGUGUGAUUGUGUAAAUUGUCGUGAGGUAGGCACUUGUUUAUAAGUAUUUUAGGAGGU